Molecule: messenger RNA, 1150 nt
Organism: Aspergillus brunneoviolaceus CBS 621.78
Lineage: Eukaryota; Fungi; Ascomycota; Eurotiomycetes; Eurotiales; Aspergillaceae
Product: alpha/beta hydrolase
Exons: 1
Coding region: 141-1073 (310 amino acids)
Cellular component (GO): nucleus; cytoplasm
Source: RefSeq, a predicted model, not a curated record
GAGUAACUCACUUAAUCAAAGGCAUUUGUCUCUCUUUUCUUCAUCCUUUUACUAUAUCCCUCCCUCUCUCGGAGACUCCAAACUUCCACUGAUGCGCCUCCGGAGCCUCUCUUCCAACCCUCCCAUCUAAAGUUGCAAAAAUGCCACCCCCAGGAACUCCCCUCAAACUCCUCUGCCUGCACGGCUACACGCAAUCGGGCCCCCUCUUCCACGCCAAAACCCGCGCCGUGAUCAAGCACCUCACCAAAGCCCUCAGCCCAACCUACACCGUGACGACGAGCUACCCGACCGGCCCGCACCGCCUUUUAGCGUCCGACAUCCCGGGGUACGAGCCCCCGACCACCCAAGGCGGGAUCGCGUCCACCGACGAGGUCGAAGAUCCCGAGGCCUACGGCUGGUUCCGCCGCUCCAACACCGCCAACCCCCCUCUGUACUCGGGAUUGGAGGAAGGCCUCACCACGCUGGCGCAGGUUAUCCGGGACGAGGGCCCCUUCGACGCGGUGGUGGGGUUCUCGCAGGGCGCCGCGAUGGCGGCCAUGGUGGCGUCAUUGCUGGAGACCGGGCGGUUGACGGUAUUUGAGGGGUUCGAGGAUCCCGAGACUGCGUGCAGGGGCACGGAGUGGAGUGGGGUGGAGGGGUUUAAGGUGCCCGAGGCGUUGAGGGCGGUGCUGGCGGAUGGUAGUAGUGGUGCCGGGGAAAAUGGUGGCGGGAACAGGCAAGAAAAGCAGGGCCCGUUGAAGUUCGCGGUGUGCUACAGUGGGUUCCGCGCGCCGGGGCCGCGGUAUCGCGCGUUCUAUGAGCCCGGGAUCAAGACGCCCGUCUUGCAUGUGCUGGGCACCUUGGAUGCCGUGGUGGAUGAGGGGCGGAGUCGCGCGUUGGUCGAGGCGUGUCUGGGGGAUCCGGAGGUUGAGGGCAGGGUCGUGUUCCAUCCUGGCGGGCAUUUUGUGCCGAGUCAGAGGCCGUAUUUGGAUGCGGUGGUUCGGUUUAUUCGGGAGGUUUUGGAGGCCGAGGAAGGAGGCAAGAAGAAGGGGGUCAUGGAUGAGGAUGUUAAUGAUAUGGAGUUGCCGUUUUGAGUUUGUAUACGGGGCUAGAUAGAUAGAUGUUGUUUGUGUAUAGAGAGAGACAGUGUGUGUGAGACUACUAUAGAUAA